CUGAUCAGCCGGAAGGACAAGACCACGUUUGAGAAGCUGGACUUCUUGACAUCCAAAGAGGACAACUACACGCGCAUGAGGGAGUACAUCCGUUCUCUCAAGAUAACGCCAUGCAUCCCCUACCUGGGCAUCUACCUAUUGGACAUGAUCUACAUCGACUCGGCCUAUCCGGCGUCGGAUAGCAUCAUCGAGACCGAGCAGAGGACCAAUCAGAUGAACAAUUUGCUGAGGGUGAUCUCUGACCUGCAGAUGUCCUGUAAAUAUGAUCACCUGGUGACCCUCCCCCACGUUCAGAAGUAUUUAAUGUCCGUGCGCUAUAUCGAGGAGCUUCAGAAGUUCGUAGAGGACGACAACUUCAAGUUCAGUCCGUCUGAUGUGUCUGCCUCUGUGAGGUACAACUACCGGCGACCCACCUGUCCCGACGCCUCGGUGAUGGUGCACAUGCCCACCCCUCCCCCCUCUCGCCACAGGAAGAGCCACAGCCUGGGCAACAAAAUGCCAGCACGCAUGCUGGAUCACAAGCUUCCCUGGAGUCCAGAGCCCAGCUCAGAGAAAUGA
Molecule: messenger RNA, 558 nt
Organism: Salvelinus sp. IW2-2015
Lineage: Eukaryota; Metazoa; Chordata; Actinopteri; Salmoniformes; Salmonidae
Source: RefSeq, a predicted model, not a curated record